Blepharisma stoltei is the source of this 597-nucleotide messenger RNA. NCBI's taxonomy places the organism in Eukaryota, Ciliophora, Heterotrichea, Heterotrichida, Blepharismidae. The record is from the annotation of a GenBank genome assembly.
AUGGACAGAGUUGAAGUCGAAGAUAUCCAAUUCAAUUCCAUCAUUUAUGAUCUCAUUGAUAACUCCUAUCGCCAAAUCAAAGAUUCUCAUUUUUCUCCUGACAACCCUUUGACACCUUCUUACCAGCGCCGCUUAGCUCGGCUCUGCAAAAAACUCACAAACGCAAUUAAGCUGCAUUCCCGCCAAGCUCCAUUUGACACAUCUACAAUCAUUAAUCAGCUCCCAAUAAUCAAGCCCAAAAUCCUCGAUCAAGAACAAGAGCCAAUCCAGGUUGAUCUUGCUCUAGAAGUAAAAGAGUUAUCAAAUAAAUGCAUAUCAAUGAGCUCAGAUAUCAUUUCGAAAUGAAAAAAGCUUUCAGAAGAAAUGAGCUUACUAGCAGUUUCUCCUGCAAUUUCGAGCCCUCCGAAGUCUGAGCCUAUUCCAAGUGUGUAUCAAGAUUUCAAGGCUUAUAAAGCUUCAUGCGAAUUAGCUAAAACUAAAAUGAUGGAAAUGGUGAAAACUUUAAUAGAAGCUAAGAAACCGAUGAAAAAUCCGAUGCCUUUGCAUCCGCUUGAAAGAGUCGCAUUCAUUGAGACUAAUUUUCUAUUGCUUAAAUAA